Molecule: messenger RNA, 846 nt
Organism: Penicillium chermesinum
Lineage: Eukaryota; Fungi; Ascomycota; Eurotiomycetes; Eurotiales; Aspergillaceae
Exons: 4
Coding region: 1-846 (281 amino acids)
Source: RefSeq, a predicted model, not a curated record
AUGGCGACCCAGACAAUGGACGGCAUGGAGCCGCGUUUCUCGCUGCCGGACAGCACCCCGAAGUCCAGCAAAACAGUGCUAGCCAUUGGAGGCCUAAAAAUCUACGUCUAUGGCUUAGAAGAGGCUAUUGCAGGCCAGACACCGGACAGUCAUGGAGAUCUGGCCGUCUUCUACUUGGCACACAACCGAACCCGCACAUACCUCGUCACCGAAGGCAUCGCACACGAAGUGUUAUAUCGAUAUCGCGAAGAUAGCACGAGAGCGAGGUCGACCCCGCUGAUUGCGGUAACUAUGAACAUGAGGAAUCACGGUGAUCGGGAAUCUCAGAUUUACCCACCCGCAAACCGCACGUGGCAAGACGGCAACGAACAACAUGCAAUGGAUCUUGUCUCAAUUAUUUCUGGAUCUGCACAAGACUUCAAGCUCGUGCUGGACUAUCUCCCCGCCUAUGUGCCCCAGUUUACCCGCUUCUACAACGUCAUGGCCGGCGUCUCUCUCGGCGCCCAUACCGCCUGGCGCAUUGCCUCGCUCGCCUCACCCGGCCAAAUCCAUGCCUAUUACGUGGUCAGCCGCGAUGAUCGCAAGGUAGCAGAUGAAUUCCCUACGGACGUGCCUCUGCUCCUCUGCAAUGGGGUGCAUGACAAAUUGGUUCCUGCCAAGCACACGGCGUCCUGGGUCGAAGAUCGGCGGCGGAGGAAUCAAGAGAGCGGAAUUGAACAGGAUAUCACUUUUUUCAUGCAAGAUAACACGGGCCAUAGCUGCACGAAGGAGAUGGUGGCAAUGAUGGCCGUCUGGUUACGGGAUAUUCUUCCUCCGAGCCCUCGCUCUCCCCGCUCGUCCUUAUAG